AUGCCUGUUGAAGACACACCACCGUCAGACAGCAGCAGCUCACCGCCUCCAGUAACCCCUGAAUGGCAAAGGGACAAGUGGGACAUCUCGCGGAUCAACAAACAUUGGGAAAUCGAUCCAGAGUUGCGUCGCAGUUUGCCGUCGCUCGCGCGUGCCAAACGUAGUGAGCAUGAGUCGGCCGGCAAUAAGUUCUUGAGACUCAGCAAGCUGCCACUGCCUGUUGCGCCCCCCUCUGACCCUGCGUUGCUGGAUCUCGCUCGAGGCGGUCGCAGUGUCUCGCAGCGAGCAAUCACAGUCACUGCAGAGACUAAAGCCAAAUACUUCGGCAAGGCUGCAAAAUCUGAGUGUUACGCAAUCUUUCGUCAACUCGCAGCACAAAAGUAUCUACCGCUUGAACCACUGAGCGAAUUCCUUGCAGACAAGGCCAAAAACCGGCAACAGCGAGAUGAAGCCAUUCAUUCUGACGCGCCUGUUGUGCCAUUUCUCGCUACCGUUCAUGGUCUCAGCAAAAACGGGAGCUCCAGUCGACAUCAUCUCGGUACUUCUUCGCGUUCUAGUCAGCGAACUGGUAGUGUAUUAAGUGGCGAUCCAUUCACUGCACGACACAAAUUUUCAUCUCUAUGUCUCGAACGUGACCUUCCUCCAUGUAUUCGUCUCAUUGUACGUCAGUAUUUCUCGCCGGAAAUCAACGUCUCGCACAUGGCCAUUGGUGACGACCUCGCGUGUGUAUUUGCUGCCUGUUUACUCGACCUGCCAAUGGUUACUGGUCUAAAUGCACGCAACAACCGUCUACGUGACCGAGGCCUUCAAGCUCUCGUCGACGUCGUUGUAACUAAAGCUGAUCUGUACCAUCUGGAUUUGUCGGAAAAUAAGGUUGACCGUCAUGCUGCACAUGCACUUGCCUCCUAUUUAAGCUCAGCGUCCUGCAGUCUACAGACGUUGCGACUUGCCAGUGCCGAUGUGGAUGACGAAGAGCUCGUUCCUUUCGCACGUGCGUUGCAUUCCAACAAAUCGCUUCAAACAUUGGAUGUGGCACGGAAUUCCGUGGGUAGUAGUGAGCAUCUAAACGUUGUUCGACCCUCCGUCACUACCGGAGGUGAGGCACUUGCGACCAUGAUCAGCAUCAACAGUACUUUGAUGUCGCUGGAUCUGUCGUGGAACUAUUUGCGCCUUGCCGGCGCCGUGGAGAUCGGACGUGCUUUAGCCUACAACUCUGGACUUCGAGAGUUGAAUCUAGCGUACAACGCGUUUGGCAAUGCCGGUGCACAAGCUGUAGGCGACGCGUUGCUAUCAAACACUACGCUACAACGUCUAAACAUGAGCCACAACAACAUCCCAGCACAAGGAGCGAUCGCGAUCGCUAGUGCGUUAAAGAUUAACAACGCUCUGCCACUCACGGAGCUCUCUUUAGGUGGUAACCCGCUUGGUAACAUGGGUGGACGAGCGUUGCUACAUGCUGCUGCUGCAUGUGCAGACAGUAAAAAACUAUCCGUUAUAUUGGAAGGAUGCAACUUUGACGCUGCCAGUGACGGGGAUGUUUCUUUCGACCCCGCAGAUCCGACAGGUAGCUACGACUUGAACUUGGAGAUUCCAUACGAACGUGCCGUUGCAUUGGAAUUACUGCGAGUAGCCAACACCAAGCAAGGAUGCAAAUUUUUAUCUAUCGCGCACACCUCGGGGUUGACUAAACAACGCCGUAACAUUCGUGUCGAGUUACGGGAAACUCAAGAUGGUGUCGAAGCAAGACGUAAGUUACUCAAAACUGCUGGUAUUCUGACAGAAAUGGAAGCUCUAAGUACGCCAGAAAUGGUUUCGAAAAGUCUGGAUCGGGAGUCGUUGACUGAGUUAUUCCAUGAACUUGACAAAGAUGACUCGGGGUUUAUUGAUGAACACGAACUUCGUGCAGGUAUGCGCAAGCUGGGGUUACAAUUCCACGAUGAAGAUGUACCACGGUAUGUAGCACUCUACGAUCUGGACGGUACGGGUACGAUUGAGUUGGAAGAGUUUGUGGAAUUGAUGGAAAGCUUCAACUUGAAUGAACUGGACGGAGGAUUCCAUCGUGAAUGUGUCAAUGUAGAGACCAAUUUGCCCUUCGAGAUUCCGACCGAGGGACGACUGCAAAUUGAUUUUGUCGAUCUUCACGUAUCUUCCGGUAAUGACAGUGCACAGUCGGAUGCAAGUGUGGAACGACUGAUUGAGAACAUCUCGUCGAGUAAGAACAAGACGCAAAUGUUGUUCAUGGCGAAGACUGGCCUCGUCUUUAAAGCACACGAGGCACAGCUUCUUCUUGAGGCCGUUCGAGAUGUUUGUGAUUCUUCUCAAGCUGUUGUAGCGCUUUUACCGCAUAUGGUGGACCCCCGUAACGCGUACACACUGAUCGAACAUAAUCUAAGCUCUGCUGACCGCCUGCGAGUACAACAUCUCAUGGGUCAGGCGCUUCAACCGAUUCUAGGUCUCGCAUCGGGUCAUUACCGUAUCGAUCUGAGUAACGACCUGGAUCGGGUAACUCUUCGAAAGCUCAUUGAAAAUAGUAACCGUACAGCGUUCCUACGCAAGAGAAGUGGUCUGAAGGACACAAGUCAGCACAUAAAUUACCACGGCUUUCGCAACGAAAUACUCCACGGAAAACCUUUCAUCUUGGAACCCCGAUUUCUAGAUUCAGCUCCACGCUUUGGCUACUUAGAGUUAGACUACGUGCAACUAGGACGCACUCCGUGUCACGCACUCUCACAUAAACGAUUCGAACAAAUGCUGCAACUGUGUCAGCUAGAUCGAAUGGGAGCAGGAAUGGGGGAAUACGAAAAGAUGAGCACGAUCAAAAACUACAUUGAGUUCGGUGCAGGUUUGAACCGAUCUAUUGAGCUGACUCCACAUCCUACUACCCCAGCGAUCCCAGUAGCACCAAAUGUUUGCACCGCGCGUCGACUAAUAUUCAAUGUUCAGUGGUGUUUGUCGACGCGAUGGAUCACUGUAACCCAGGCUGUAAAGCUAUUAGGUGCCUGGCCUGUGGCCUUCGCAACCUCCCGCUGUGACCUCGUGUGUACCGUCUUCGAUCGUAUCACAGAUCUCCACAAUUUCAGUGGUGUAUUGUCUGCUCUCACGGAUGAUGAGGCAGCGCAAGCGUUGUAUCGACUAGGAAUGCUAAACGUGUUGACGCCCCUGUGGCCUGACAACUACUACGAGCUCGCUCUUGGGCGAUACGAAGAGCGCGAAGUUGCCAAGAUGCUCGUGCGACUUGCCAUCGAUGAGCCGGGCGAGAACUGGCAAAAUGAAACGUUUGGCUGGAGUCGAGACGAAAAGAUUCCAGGCUGGGAGCUCAACUUUUCGUGGCUGAAGGAUGGAGGCUUUCCUGAUAAAGGGUUCCUCAGUCUUGAGUAUUAUUCCGGUGCUGACAAGGGAUGCGGACCUGUGUGGCCUACGCGCCGAGAACUGGCCGCGCACACUCUCUGUGGGUUGCCGGAUAACUUGGACGUGUUCGAGAUGCAGAUAGACUCACUUAGUAUGAGGAAUGUGGUGCAACGACAACAGUAA
Molecule: messenger RNA, 3531 nt
Organism: Phytophthora infestans T30-4
Lineage: Eukaryota; Oomycota; Peronosporomycetes; Peronosporales; Peronosporaceae
Exons: 3
Coding region: 1-3531 (1176 amino acids)
Molecular function (GO): protein binding; calcium ion binding
Source: RefSeq, a predicted model, not a curated record